CGCGAUCAUCCCCGCGCGCGGCGUGGAUCGCGGCCGGAGCCGCCAUUGUUCCGCCCGGGGAGGACAGCCGGGCCUGGCGCUGGCGCGGAGACGCCGCUUAGCGGCGGCCGCUGGAGACACUCCCUCCCGCCUGCCCCCCUCCUUCUGGCAGCAGCGGAGUGAGGCUGACUAGGGGGAACCUGGGAGCCCCCUCUCCCCUCCCCGCGGCGACAGCGGCCUAUCCCCGGCUCUGGCGCGAGGGGCGGCCGUGAUGCGCUCGGCCUGAGGCUGCCGGCCCAGCCCCUCCUUGCUUCCCUUGACUAGUCCACGGCGUCUCCGCGCCCCAGCGUCAUCCUGCGAGUACCCGUGACAGGAGGGAAGAUGGCUGCACGGAGCUGGCAGGAUGAGCUGGCCCAGCAGGCCGAGGAGGGCUCGGCCCGGCUGCGGGAAAUGCUCUCGGUUGGCCUAGGCUUUCUGCGUACCGAGCUGGGCCUCGACCUAGGGCUGGAGCCGAAGCGGUACCCGGGCUGGGUGAUCCUGGUGGGCACGGGCGCUCUCGGGCUGCUCCUGCUGGUACUGCUGGGCUACGGUUGGGCCGCGGCUUGCGCCGGCGCCCGCAAGAAACGAAGGAGCCCGCCCCGCAAACGGGAGGAGGCGACAGCCGCGCCGGCCGUGGCUCCUGACGACCUGGCCUUGCUGAAGAACCUCAGAAGCGAGGAGCAGAAGAAGAAGAACCGGAAGAAACUGCCUGAGAAACCCAAACCGAACGGACAGACUGUCGAAGUGGCUGAGGGUGAAGUUGUCCGAGCUACUCAAAGUGUAACAGCAAAGCAGCCACCAGAGAUAGACAAGAAAAAUGAAAAGUCAAAGAAAAAUAAGAAGAAAUCAAAGUCAGAUGCUAAAGCAGUGCAAAACAGUUCACGCCAUGAUGGAAAGGAAGUUGAUGAAGGAGCCUGGGAAACUAAAAUUAGUCACAGAGAGAAACGACAACAGCGUAAACGUGAUAAGGUGCUGACUGAUUCUGGUUCAUUGGAUUCAACUAUCCCUGGGAUAGAAAAUACCAUCACAGUUACCACCGAGCAACUUACAACUGCAUCAUUUCCUGUUGGUUCCAAGAAGAAUAAAGGUGAUUCUCAUCUAAAUGUUCAAGUUAGCAACUUUAAGUCUGGAAAAGGAGAUUCUACACUUCAGGUUUCUUCAGGAUUGAAUGAAAACCUCACUGUCAAUGGAGGAGGCUGGAAUGAAAAGUCCAUAAAACUCUCCUCACAGAUCAAUGCAGGUGAGGAGAAGUGGAACUCUGUUUCACCUGCUUCUGCAGGCAAGAGGAAAGCCGAGCCAUCUGCUUGGAGUCAAGACACUGGAGACGCUAAUGCCAAUGGAAAAGACUGGGGAAGGAGCUGGAGUGAUCGUUCAAUCUUUUCUGGCAUUGCUGCUUGGUCUAGUGUGGAUAGGGGAAUGAAUACCUCUGAACAGAAUUCUGCUUCUUUUGCAUCUCUCACACUUAACUCUGCUGUUUCUGGGUCUACUGCUGAGCCCGUUUCUCAGUCUACCACUUCUGAUUAUCAGUGGGAUGUUAGCCGUAAUCAACCCUAUAUCGAUGAUGAAUGGUCUGGGUUAAAUGGUCUGUCUUCUGCUGAUCCCAGCUCUGACUGGAAUGCACCAGCAGAAGAGUGGGGCAAUUGGGUAGAUGAAGAAAGAGCUUCACUUCUAAAGUCCCAGGAACCAAUUCCUGAUGAUCAAAAGGUUUCAGAUGAUGAUAAAGAAAAGGGAGAGGGAGCACUUGCAAGUGGGAAGUCUAAAAAGAAAAAAAAGAAAAAGAAGAAGCAAGGUGAAGAUAACUCUCUCGCACAGGACACAGAAGAAUUGGAAAAAGAGACUAAUAAAGAAGAGCUUCCAGUAAAUACCUCUAAAGCCCGUCCAAAACAGGAAAAAGCUUUUUCCUCAAAGACCAUAAGCACUAGUGAUCCAGCCGAAGUACUCAUCAAAAAUAGCCAGCCUGUCAAGACUCUUCCACCUGCUGUUUCUACCGAGCCAUCUGUUAUCUUAUCAAAAAGUGAUUCUGAGAAGAGCUCUUCCCAAGUGCCACCGAUGCUACAAGAGACAGAUAAAUCCAAGUCAAAUACCAAGCAAAAUAGUGUGCCUCCUUCACAGACCAAGUCUGAAACUAGCUGGGAAUCUCCCAAACAAAUAAAAAAGAAGAAAAAAGCCAGACGAGAAACGUGAAUUUUUUUCCUGAAUUGGACAUGUGUUUGCAAACACUGUCUUGAAGAUUAUGCUGUUUAUGCAAUAAUUUGUGAACAUGUACAGAGUUUUAUAUAAAUUUAAACCGAUUUUUAGAACAAAACUGUGAACACAACCACCAUAAAAAUGGAAUCAAAGGAAAGUUAAUUUAUGAAAUUAAGAGGUCAGCAGAAUAUACAACAGUGCUGGAAGACACUUGGGAAAGUCUUUUUAAUUGAACAAGAACGAUCUUAAUUUAAGAAUACUAUCCUGGUUUUACAACAGUGCCCUGUUUACAACAGAUUGUGCCCUAUCUCAUCUGCAGCUGAGGAAUAAAGGAUUCUGAUUAGAAAGAGAGUUGCCUACAGAUUAGCAGGCAGCUCCUUGGAUCUUAUGCACAGAACUUGUAACCAUUUAAAUCUGUUUUAUGCUUAAAUCAAAGUGCUUUGAUCAAAUGCAUAAUCUGCCAUAUCUUUACAUAUUUGUUGGUAGCAAUUUGUAUUAAAGGAAUCACAAGUGCAAAUAAAAAGUCAUUUAUCAUUUGUUUAACUAAACUGUCAUGGUUUAGUUUAUAAUUUUUAAAAAGUUCUUAAUUAAAAUAUUGAAAAUACAGUUGACACUUGCUUAUGAAGUUAUUUUUGAUAGUCUUACAUUACUUGAAUUGUUCAAAGUACAGUAUAUUUUAAAUUAAGAAAAGUAAAAUUAUAUGUAUUUGUUUCAUACAUUGAAGGUUCAGAGUCACAAAUAAUGCUCUUGUUUAUGAUUUGAAAACUUUAAGGCAAAAUCCAACUUACAUUAUUCUUUUCCCUAGCAAUUUUUUUCCAGUGUCAGGGCUCCUUAGUUACUAAUACUUUUUGACUUUAAAAAUGAAAUCAUUCACAAACUUUUAAGUAUAUGAUGGAAAAUGGGGAAUUAGAGUCAGACAGCUUUAAUUGACAUUGUCAAGACCUCCAGUUAUCAGGAAUACAUUUUUUUACUGCCUUAACCUGUAGUACGUAGAAUAUGCAUCAAUUUCUUGAAGGGGAUUCGUGUUUUUAUAAGAAUUUUCAUGUAAUUAUUGCAAUUGUGGUCAAAUAAGGAACGUUUCCUGCUUGAAACUAUAUUGAUUUAAAUGAUGUGUGAGAUGUUUCACCAUUUUCAGGCACUGUGUAAUUCUAUUGUAAUAAACUGGCAGGUAUCUUUGUAACUAUAAAUAGUGCAUGCUCAGCCAUGUACACUGUAAAUAGCCUUUACCAAACGUGUUUGACAAGGACCAUAAUUAACAUCACUUAGUGAAUUGUGAUAAAAAAAAAAAAAAGCCAUGAUUUAUUUGAUGUGAUUGGCUUGUUUUUAUGUGGCGCCAAGAAUGAAACUGUUUAACAGCUGUAACCAAUGGUACGUACGUACUGAUCUAUCCAUCCAAUGUUGUCUUUAUUAUAUUUGGUUGUGGUUUGAUAGUAUUGCAUUGUCUGACUAGGAAAGCUAAAGAAACAAAAUGGUUUUAGUUUUGCUGAAGACUGGCCUUAUUAAUGGACAGCUUUCCUAACAAGCUACUAUUAACUUUUACCAGGUGUUAACAUCUGUUUCAGGAACAUGGCAGUAUGUUUACAUGUCAGAAGUUUUGUUUAAUUCUAUGGUAUUUCUAAAUUGAUUUGUUUAAAUAAAUUCAGCAAAUGGA
Otolemur garnettii (small-eared galago) is the source of this 3856-nucleotide messenger RNA. It is a transcript of the gene MTDH, whose product is annotated as metadherin. NCBI's taxonomy places the organism in Eukaryota, Metazoa, Chordata, Mammalia, Primates, Galagidae. The record is from RefSeq and is a predicted model, not a curated record. The coding region runs from base 361 to 2202 and encodes 613 amino acids. Gene Ontology annotation, biological process: positive regulation of canonical NF-kappaB signal transduction; positive regulation of angiogenesis; negative regulation of apoptotic process. The transcript has 13 exons. Gene Ontology annotation, cellular component: nucleus. Gene Ontology annotation, molecular function: transcription coregulator activity; NF-kappaB binding.